Molecule: messenger RNA, 1098 nt
Organism: Cornus florida
Lineage: Eukaryota; Viridiplantae; Streptophyta; Magnoliopsida; Cornales; Cornaceae
Product: small ribosomal subunit protein uS5x-like
Exons: 2
Coding region: 87-929 (280 amino acids)
Biological process (GO): translation
Cellular component (GO): cytosolic small ribosomal subunit; ribosome
Molecular function (GO): structural constituent of ribosome; RNA binding
Source: RefSeq, a predicted model, not a curated record
UUCUAGGGUUCAGUAGCUGCAACUCUCGUAUAUAUAUUUACUUUUGUUACCCCCUUUCCCCAAUCUCCACCAACAACAACCAAAGUAUGGCUGAGAGAGGAGGAGAACGCGGUGGCUUCGGGCGAGGCUUUGGCCGUGGCGGUGGCAGGGGCGACCGCGGUCGUGGUCGUGGCCGAGGCCGUCGUGGCGGCGGCAGGGGUGGGGCGGAAGAAGAAAAGUGGGUGCCGGUGACAAAACUCGGCCGUCUCGUGAAGGAAUCCAAGAUUGGGAGCCUAGAGCAGAUCUAUCUCCACUCACUCCCAAUCAAGGAGUACCAGAUCAUCGACACUCUGGUGGGACCUUCACUCAAGGACGAGGUCAUGAAGAUCAUGCCGGUCCAGAAACAGACCAGGGCUGGUCAGAGAACCCGGUUCAAGGCUUUCGUCGUCGUCGGCGAUGGAAAUGGCCACGUCGGACUCGGUGUGAAGUGCAGCAAAGAAGUAGCCACGGCGAUUCGUGGGGCUAUCAUACUGGCGAAGCUUUCGGUGAUUCCAGUGAGGAGAGGGUACUGGGGGAACAAGAUUGGUAAACCACAUACGGUGCCGUGUAAGGUCACCGGAAAGUGUGGGUCAGUCACGGUGCGGAUGGUUCCGGCACCACGGGGUGCCGGUAUUGUUGCGGCCAGGGUGCCCAAGAAGGUGCUGCAGUUCGCUGGGAUUGAAGACGUGUUCACUUCUUCGCGUGGGUCUACCAAAACUCUUGGCAAUUUCGUCAAGGCCACUUUCGAUUGUCUUCUGAAGACUUACGGCUUCCUCACUCCGGACUUCUGGAAGGAGACUCGCUUCACAAGAUCUCCAUUCCAGGAAUACACAGAUUUGUUGGCAAAGCCCACUGCGAAGGUGGUUUACAUAGAGGAUGCGGCUGCAGCUGCAGCUGCACCUGAGGCUUGAUUUGUUCAUUGUCUAAUCAGAGCACUGAGUAUGUUUUUUUUAUGGAACUUCUAGUAUUAGAUUACUUGUUAAAAUUUUAUCCCCUUUUGAUUUCGAGGGUCGUUAUUUUGAUUUCUUUUUGGUUAUCUAGACAACUCAUGUUUUAAAUCAAAUGGUUUUUUCCUUGCUA